Hypoxylon fragiforme is the source of this 270-nucleotide messenger RNA. RefSeq lists its product as uncharacterized. NCBI's taxonomy places the organism in Eukaryota, Fungi, Ascomycota, Sordariomycetes, Xylariales, Hypoxylaceae. The record is from RefSeq and is a predicted model, not a curated record. The transcript is spliced from 2 exons. Bases 1 to 270 code for a protein of 89 amino acids.
AUGUCCUACCCCAACCACGAAGCCUCCCUCGACAGAGAAUCCCUCCACAGCUGCCUGCGCCUCUUCACCCACCCCUCCUCCAUCCCCUCCACCCUCGCGGCCUCAUGGCACGAGACGGGGAACUACUACGCCGCGCGCGACGUGCUCGAGCUGGAGCGCGCCGAGCUGAUCCAGAUCAUCGCCUACACGCGGAGGAUGGCCAUCAAGCUGACGGGGAGCGCCCUUUUCUUGGGCAUCGUCGUUGCGCUUUUGUUCGAGGCCGACUACUGA